Messenger RNA from Panicum virgatum (switchgrass), 2080 nucleotides. RefSeq lists its product as uncharacterized. The transcript is spliced from 9 exons. The record is from RefSeq and is a predicted model, not a curated record. Lineage: Eukaryota; Viridiplantae; Streptophyta; Magnoliopsida; Poales; Poaceae. The coding region runs from base 653 to 1591 and encodes 312 amino acids.
UGGUCUAGUAGUGUACACUAUAACAGUACCACUCAGCUGAAGGCCACAGAAACCAUCAUGGAGUCAGCAGACGAGGAGCAGCCUCUCCUUCUUGACCACCAGCAUCUUCCUCCGGAUGAGAGAGUUUCAAGGUCAGCAGCCGCAACAGAUGCCAACGCACAUGAACCUCCCAGCAGCAAGCACGUUGCUAGGCCAGCAGGCGGUUGGAAGGCGCCGGUGGCAAUGGUGCUCGUGCAGCUCUUCCAAACGGGGUUGGUCCUCCUCUCCAAGGUGGUGAUCGGCCAUGGCAUGUUCGUCUCCGCACUCGUCACGUACCGCAGUGCCUUCGGCGCCGCGUUCCUAUUCCCCUUCGCACUCAUCUGUGAGAGGGACAAGUGGAAGGAGAUGAUGAACUGGCGUGUCUCGCGGUGGAUUAUCUUCAACGGAUUCAUCGGAGCAACAUCCAACUAGAAAUACAAGGUCAAAGAAAAGCAUUGCUCAGCCUGGCACGAGUCCAACACCAAGUGACGUCGCACCUCCAUUGCUAUCUCAUGUGAGCCAACCUGGAGAAGUUGGUGGCAGCGUUGAAGGCCAUAGACAGACUAGUGUUGAAGGCUAGUUCUAAUACCAUGCUUCUUAUAUUAUCAUUCCAUUAGUUGUAAUUGCAUGAUGAAUGCACUCUUAUUGGUUGCCAUUUAUUUCAACUAAUGGCUCUACCCAGAUUGACAACAGCCACAUGGGCAAUGGAAGUGAUGCCAUCACUCAGCCUAAUGUGCACAACCAGAUUGACAACGAAGGAGUAAAUGAGCGUCGGGAAAGGGGAGUUAAUAUGGGACAUGGUCUCCAAAGGAUGAAUCGAUCUCGACGUGGCAAACUGCCAGUUGUCAUUACUGAAGGAAGGAUAAGGCCUGUGGUACCAAUUGUUGCUGCAAAGUUUGCAAUUGAAUGCAACAUUGUAGUGAGGAACCAUGUACCUGUGCUUAAGCAUUGGAAGGAAUACAAGAACCAGCUUGGGCUCUUUGAGUUGUUUAAAGGAAAACUCAGUGCAAAGUUUGAUAUCAAUACAAGUGAUGCGGCAGUUGAAAAGGCUUGUUCGCAAAUGAUGAAGAAUGCACUACGCCAACAACGAUAUAGGUUGAAGAAAAAGUAUUUUGAUCCUUUUCCGCUACAUAUGGUGAGGAAAACAUCUCCUAUCAAAUCAGUGUCUGAUAAACAGUGGAAUGACCUUGUGGAAUAUUGGAAAGAUCCUAAAAGGAUGGAGGCAAGUGAAAAGUGCAAAGAAAGCCGAAGCAAAGUUAAGUUCCAUCAAACAACUGGGUCUCGUAGCUACAUGGUUCAUGUAGAAAUUUUGGGCGACAAGUACAUAGAUCAAGAACUAGAUGCAUUGGAUUUGUUCAAGGAGUGCCACUACAGCAAGAAAAAGAAAGGCUACACUUCUACCGUACAGCUAGCUAUUACUCAAAUGGAAAACAAGCUAUCUACACCAGUAGAAGGUGAACAACCCAUGUCUACGACUCAGGCUGUAGCUAAUGUGCUUGCUGAGAACGCGAAGAAGAAUAAGUUCCUUCAGAAUGUGGGGAUCCAAAAUGCACAGCCUAGAUCUAGUGCAUAGAUUAUUGAAGCACAACUAGAAGUGGAGAGGACGGCAAAUGCUGAGCUUCGAUCACUUGUCAACAUCCAGCGUGAACAGAUGGAUGUAUUGACAAAGCAAGUGCAUGAAGCUGAACUGGCAAGGAUUAGAGAGCAAGAGGAGAUGAAGAAGAAGCAAGAUACCAUGGAUGCAAAACAUGAGCUUAUGCUAUGUCAGAUUCAACCAAGUUAAGCUAAUUGGUAUGGGGUGUCAGUCUUUGAUGGAACUGCCAUUUUGCUGCUACAAUUGCAUGCAUUAUUUUGAUGGAUAAGUAGAUUUCAAUCCUUUUUUUGGCUGGUGGUGCUGGAGAGGCUUAAGUGCCAUAUGCAAUGGAUUGGAUACUUAGUGUAAUGACAUGAUGGAUACAAUUGUGGCAUAUUUUGGUUUGAUGGUAUGUUGAAACAUCAGUUUGUUAUGAUGUGACGUUGUAACAGAAUUUAAUAUAUCAUCAGUUUCAGGAUUAUCUUUAAA